This is a messenger RNA of Seriola aureovittata, 1330 nucleotides long. It is a transcript of the gene ptf1a, whose product is annotated as pancreas associated transcription factor 1a. Gene Ontology annotation, molecular function: DNA-binding transcription factor activity, RNA polymerase II-specific; protein dimerization activity; RNA polymerase II transcription regulatory region sequence-specific DNA binding. The transcript is spliced from 2 exons. The record is from RefSeq and is a predicted model, not a curated record. NCBI's taxonomy places the organism in Eukaryota, Metazoa, Chordata, Actinopteri, Carangiformes, Carangidae. The coding region runs from base 61 to 1008 and encodes 315 amino acids. Gene Ontology annotation, biological process: regulation of transcription by RNA polymerase II; developmental process.
AGGUGCGCCUCGCGGACCGAGCUGUGAUUGGUUGGCCCUCCUGGCAAACGGCACGCGACUAUGGAUGUCGCUAUAAAGAACCCUCGCGUGCCGGUUCUCAACCCAAACUCAAGUGUUGACCGCGAGCGGCGAACACAGAGCAAAGAAAGAAGAGAACACUUGGUCUUUGUUGGCGCCACAACAGAGAUGGACUCUGUGCUGGACCCGUUCUCCGGACUGGACUCGUUCUCCUCCCCUCCCUACUUCGACGAUGACGAGUUUUUCACCGACCAGUCCUCGCGGGACGGACACUUGGACACUGAUGACUUUCUGGACGACGACGUGGACUUCCUCACCAGUCACUUCCAAGACUACUACUGCAAAGACGGCGACGGCAGAGCGGCGCCGCACGACGCAGACUACGACAUCGGCGACUUGUCCUUCUCCUCCUCCUCCUCCACCUUCUCCUACGGCUGCGCCGACAGCACCCCGGACCUGUCCCCGCGUACGGGCCACCACGGCGGGCCGCUGCUGAAGCGCAGGAGGCGGAUGAGGUCCGAGAUGGAGAUGCAGCAGCUGAGGCAGGCGGCCAACGUGCGCGAGCGGCGGCGGAUGCAGUCCAUCAACGACGCGUUCGAGGGGCUGCGCUCCCACAUCCCCACCCUGCCCUACGAGAAGAGGCUGUCCAAGGUGGACACGCUGCGGCUCGCGAUCGGCUACAUCAACUUCCUGGCCGAGCUCGUGCAGUCCGACCUGCCCAUCAGAAACUCCAGCAGCGAGAUGCACGCGCAGCCCAAGAAGGUCAUCAUCUGUCACAGAGGAACAAGGUCUCCCUCUCCCAGCGACCCGGACUACGGCCUUCCCCCGCUGGCCGGUCACUCUCUGUCCUGGUCGGAUGAGAAGCAGCUCCGGGAGCAGAACAUCAUCCGCACCGCCAAGGUCUGGACUCCGGAGGACCCCCGGAAACUGCACAACAAAUCUGGCAUCACGGACAUUGAAAACGAGCCUCCUUUCGGCCUCGUGGCCUGAAGACCAGAGUCCUCCUGCGGACUCGUCCUGUAGGACGCACAGUGUGAAGACCGCGAUGCGGAUCAAACCUCCCGUGUGUCUACGUGCACUUGAAACUGUGAACACCACGUGAUCUGACUCGUUGUAAAUAGUUUUAUCAUGUUGAUAAUUUUAUUUUUUGUAAUUCAGGCAACUGGCAAUCAUGUAUUUAUUUUUUCACAAGUGAUAAUAUAUGUUUUAAUUUAACUGCAAUGAACCAGAGAAAAAGUUAUUUUUAUAUUGUUGUAAAAUGAUUUAUAUUUAUAUAGAUUACAAUCUGAUAAUAAAAGCACCUACAACUUCA